AUGGUCGACAUGCUGUGGCCGUACUACGACGAAGGGCGUGGCUUUGUCGUCCAGCUCGCCGGCCAAAUGCUGUGCGCGGUGUGGAUCAACAUGUACGAGGCGUGCAGCUGCGGCGCGCGGCAUGCGAUGAUCACCACGUUCCGCGUCGGGAGCGCAGCCGGAUCAGACGGUGAAGGCAGCCGGCCUGUCCGCAGCAUCGAGGUCUUGCACUCCACAUGCCGCAGGGUGGACAUGCUCAGAGAAAAAUCAUAUCAGUACAAUCACUAUGACACUUUUGCCACUUUGCAGGCAUAUGCUGACGAUGCAUACAAGGUGGAUGAUACCUCACUGCCUGCAAUGUUCGGAGGGUUCAGCCACCCUGUUGAAGAUUCCCAAGAACUUCUUAAAUGCUGCAGGAAUUAUUUGAAACGAAAAGGCGAACUGGUUUGGACUGCAGACAGUCUGGUGGACUGCAAAGUGGUGACCAAAUGUGAUGUGUCUUUCAUAUGCCAGGUUGAUCAGCAAUCUGUUUUAUACCGGAUCUCUACUACUGGAGGAAAGUUGAGAUGUGAUGCAAGUGUGCUAGAACCACAGUUGUGCCUAGACAAAAUUAGAGAUGGAGGUGCCAGUGUAGAUUUCCCUGCAACCUGGCAUUUUGUACAUGACGGAUCCCAGUUGUUUGUCAUCCCUUCUUUUCCAGACCAUAGCCAGUACAAGAUUGAUCUGAGCAGCAUGUCCUGCUCCCUCGUCGAGAGCAGACGGCGUGAUAUCUAUUUUUCGGCCGUCUUCCAAGCCGGUGGAGACAUUGUGGCCAUAGGUGAGAAGUUGAUGGCUGUGUACACUCUCGAUAGGCAGAGUUUACAGUGGGUCCAUCGCCGAACAUCGGGGGAUUUGGAUUUGGAGCAAGAGAUUAAGGUUUCUGGAUUCGCAGACGUAGGCGACGGCACAUUUCUGAUCUCAGAUUUUGACACGGAGAGGUGCUUCCUGUGUGACUUGAGGCAUGGUGGCAAGUGGUUUGUUGUGGAACCACCAAGUAUGAGCAGGUGGCUCGGCGAAAUCGGUUUGCUGAACGGGCGAUGCAUAUUUGCGGAGGGUUUCGUAUAUGCCUGCUGGGACGAAGGCCUCGAGGCUUAUGAGUUGGCUCAAGAUGAUGGAGAGUUUAUCCUUGGUGCUCCCAUCGUGCUGGAAUUUCCCUGGCAGAAGUUCUCCGACAGAAGGUUUAUGAGCUUUGAGUGUAUUGGUAAGGAGGAGGACAGCAUCUCUGCUGGUUGCAUUGUCUUCUGCGUGAUCCAAGGGUAUUUUACCGCGGAUCCUUUUACUGAUAGCCAUUCCCUGACUGCCACCACCGUGAUCGUGGAGCGUGAAGAUGCACCCAAAGGGAAAAAACGGCCUGUCAGAGUCAAGCAUGUUGAUGUUGCUGUUUCAUCUGUCCGUCAUGAAGAGCCCAUCUUGACAAACUACGCUUUUGCUUUAUAAGCAUUUUGAUCC
Triticum aestivum (bread wheat) is the source of this 1467-nucleotide messenger RNA. RefSeq lists its product as uncharacterized. Lineage: Eukaryota; Viridiplantae; Streptophyta; Magnoliopsida; Poales; Poaceae. The transcript has 3 exons. The record is from RefSeq and is a predicted model, not a curated record. The coding region runs from base 1 to 1455 and encodes 484 amino acids.